AUGACCUUGGAUGGGCCAUGGAAUCAUUAUUGGUUCCAGGGUACACAAAACUUUGCAUUGGAGCUGGAGAUGCAAGAUUUUGUUGCCAGAGAUAUGAAUCUAGAUGUGGACUCAAGUUUGGGUCAGGUUGUGGGAUGGUGGUCUGAUGCUGGUCAGCCCAACCCUGGUUCAAGGGGCUGGCCCCUUGGUGUAAUAAUUAAUAAUCAAAUAUGUCCAGGGGGGGGGGUUUGGGGCACAGCCCCAGGCUCUCCACAGGAGUGGGGCUUGGGGCAAUGCCCCAAUGGCUCUCCGCAGGAGCAGGGGUUCAAGGGCUGGCUGGCCCCUUGGUGCAUAAAUAAUUAUUUCUUUAGCACAUGGGGAACAAUAAUAACAAGGAUGACAUUGCAUGGGGCGGAGCCCCAAUGGGGUCUGGGGCAAUGUAAGGUUGUUAAGGUGGAGUUCGCAAGUGAUCUCACGAUAGUCAAGUGUUGCCUCACACUCCCAGUCUGUCAGAUAUACACUAUAUUAUCAAUGGGGGAGUAA
Molecule: messenger RNA, 522 nt
Organism: Cantharellus anzutake
Lineage: Eukaryota; Fungi; Basidiomycota; Agaricomycetes; Cantharellales; Hydnaceae
Exons: 2
Coding region: 1-522 (173 amino acids)
Source: RefSeq, a predicted model, not a curated record